CUCGUGCUGGUGUCAGUUUCCUGUGAGUGUGUGCGUGUGGACUCCACACGUGUCCGCGGAUCUGCUGUGGAUUUAAGAUGAAUUUCACCGCAGUUCUUCGUCUUUAAGGAUCCGUCUGCGUCACUUUAUGUUCGCGGUUUGUCGUCGGAGCCGCUGAGUGAGCGUCACUGCGAUUAGAAAGCGGACAAAUGUGUUUUUGUGCUCGUUUGUGGCAGCUAAGAGUGAGCGAGCUAACGUUAGCCGCCGGAGAGAACAACAUGUUCAGACAUGUUUACUGAGAGAGAGAGAGACACACACACACACACACACACACACAGACAGACAAACAGACGAGGAGAGGGAGAGACAGCACGAUAAUGUCACACAUGUAUUAUUAAAAUGGAUUAUAAGUUUCCAGAUCAGCUUUUUCCUUCGUUUUAUGAACGUGGACCUCCAGAUAAAGUCCUGAAUCACUGCGCUGGAAACUGGGGAAGUUACGACAAACUCACGAUUCAGGACGACUCUGGUUCUCGCUCUAACUGGACGUUUACCUCCAGACAUCAGGUCAAAGGAGAGACGUGGCGUCACACCGAGCCUGUACCACUUCCUCUGCUGUCUCCUUUAAAUGAAUUCCUUUGGCCGACAAAGCCUCCCAAUCCACUGGACUUCAUGGAUCACAUGCAGAAUUUCUUCCUGGAUCACAGACACGAUGCGUUCGGCUGCAUGAGCCAAAUUCUGGGCGAGAACUUCAACUUUACACAAGGAACGAAAGAAAAACGUCACAAAGACUCCAUCAGCAUGUGGAGGGUGACGAGGUAUCUGGACGGGCUGUCGUUUAAAAAGUGUCGGCUGAGGGAUCGCUCCGUCCCUCUGAACCGUUACAGUGCUCUGCUGGGAGACGUGGUUCACGCCAUCCCUCCUCAGCUGUUGGGUUCUCUGCUGUAUGAGGAGCUGGCGGAGCAGGGGGAACGCCUGCUGUUCUCUGAAGCGGCCACGGGUGGCGCUCUGGAGUUCAUCCCUUUCUCUCACAACGGCGACGGCUACCUCGUUUACCCCGGAAACCAAGGACUGAACCGACUCAAAUUCCACAGGGUGGAGCUGCAGCGCCACAGAGGAAGCCACUCUGUUCUCAGGUCCAGCAGCAGCGACUCCUUCAGCUUCCACCUGAAUGGUCCCAUCAGACAGAUUAGCUCCGCCUCUCUGUUCAACAACAGCUGCGUCGCCGUGCGCUCAGAUUAUCUGUGUGGAGUGUGGAGGUUCAGCGGAGGAGGAGAACAACCUCGUCUGCUGCAGGCGGUCAACACCACAGAGGUCGCAACCUGCGUCACUGCCAGUCCUCAUGUUUUAGGUGAAGUUCUGGUGGCGAGUGAGAGUGGUGUGGUGAACCUGUGGACCGUGGGCAGAGGGAUGCAGAAGGUUCGGGGAGAAGACGGUAAUCUGUACUUCAACGCCGAGUCGCCGUGGCGAUGGUGCGACUUCUCUGCACACCCGAGAGUGAUGGUGUACGCCGACAGGACGGGGGCGGAGCUAACGGACAUCAGGGUCAGUCCCGUCUCUGCUCGCUCUCUGUUUUCGAUCAGCAGGAGUUCAGACUGUCACAGAGGAGAGAGACUCGUCCUGUCCAGAUAUCUGCGAGACGUCCACUCCUUCCACCACCUCGUCACCACACAGUUCUCAUCAUACAUCGUGGACGAGCGUUUCCCCGGUGUCCCCGUGCUCAAGUGGGAUCACAUGAUGGAGUCCCCGCCUUUGUUCUGUCACGUCCUUCCUGGCUCCGCCUCCUCUGGAUCAGUAGUGGGCGGAGCUGGGACCACUAAAGUCGUGUUGGGCUCGCAGAGAUCGCAGGAGCUCGUCCUGCUGCAGUACUCGGGAGGCGGAGCUACAGCAUGCUCAAGUCGAGGUCCACCUCUGGCUCUGCUCAGACCUAGUACCAGCCUGAAACACCUUCCUGUCCAGAUCCCUCACCGUCUGGACGUCGCCACCCACAGGCUGAGCUCGUCUGCUGCAGGUCUGACUUGUGUCCAGAGGACAGGAGGAGAAGGUGUGGAGGACGAGUGCAUCUGUGUCCUCCAGCUCACUGAAGCUGGAGAUGUUUUCUACCAGAUCCUGGAGCCGCAGCAGCAGCAGAUCCACAUCCCAGACGUCGAACCACAGCCAAUGCCGUCGAAACCUGUCGCGUCAUCGUCACCGAGCUCUCAGCUGUUUACGGAGAACGACGUCAUCGGAACGACGCAGAAGGAACGACAGACGUUCGCGGACUCUGACGAGUCAGAAGACGGAGGACAGAGACGUCGACGACUGAAGCAGCUGAAGCUGCAGGUCGUCGUCAACCAGCCUGAUGAAGAUGAAGAUGAUGAUGAUGAUGAUGAUGAGGACGACGACCCGGGCACGCAAGAGAAAGACGGAGAACAAAGUGACUCCACAGAGAAGGAAGCACUCUGCAGCUCCAUGAGUGUUGUGAAUAUCAGUGAAGACGCGCUCGUCACCUGGAAACGCUGGCUCCAGAAACUGAUGAAGAAGAGUCGAAAGAAGAAGAAGAAGCCCCGCCCACCAGGUUCACAGCUCUUCACGGCCGACACUGAAGGUUUUCUGCGUCUGCGCCGCAAAGAGACGCGAGAGGACAAGCACGUGCGGAGUCUGAGGCGAGAUCUGAGGACGUGCAUGUCCAAACGCUCUCUGCUGGCCUUCAGUGCGCCCACGUUACAACCGCUGCCCCAAGCCGUGGACACGGACACGUGGACAGAUCCGCUGAGUCGGCGUCUCACCAUCUCCUGGCAGGGGGAGGCGGCAUGGAGAGCGUGGUGGGAGGAGGAGCUUGGGCUCAACAGGGCGGAGAAGGAGAUGGCGCUGAGGAGGAAGAGGACGAGGGAGAAGGAGAGGAAGAGAGCGGCCGGCAGACUGGAGCUUUCAGGAAGCUUCACCUCUUCCACCACCUACCAGGCGGAGCUCGACUCCUUCUCUGACUCAGCAGGAUGGACGUCCGGCAGCCAGUGUGCGUGGUCUGAUACUGACGGGUUAGAGGACACCGUGGGGGGCAUCACUCCUGUUCCCACGACGACCGUCUCGCCACUAAAAACGGUCGAAGGUGAAUACGAGCCGCAGACGCCGAGCAGAUCCCACGACGUUUCCGUGUCACAGACGCCGAGCAGAUCCCACGACGUUUCCGUGUCGCAGACGCCGAACAGAUCCCGCGACGUUUCCGUGUCGCAGACGCCGAGCAGAUCCCACGACGUUUCCGUCUGGCAGACGCCGAACAGAUCCCGCAACGUUUCCGUGUCGCAGACGCCGAGCAGAUCCCGCGACGUUUCCGUGUCGCAGACGCCGAACAGAUCCUGCGACGUUUCCGUGUCGCAGAUGAACGACACGCCGGCUGCUCGGAGGGCGAGCGUACGUCCAGCAGAGGGCGAUCACACAUCUGUGCUUGCAUCACAGGUCAAACCCUUGCUGUCCCAUCAUAACGUCGUAGAGGACAACAGUGGAGUGCGAUCACCACAGUCUGUCUCGCAACAGUCCGUCCCUCAGAGGGAUGUCCGCGUGAAUCUGUCCUUGGACUCGGCCGUCUGGUCGGGAUUCUUCCAGUCUCGGCCUCUUUCCCAGAGUUCACGGGGUCAUGUGGGACUGUCGCAGUCGUCACAGUCUUCACAGGCAAAGAAGAAGAAACCUCGGAUGGGAUUUUGAUGAAUCGAUUCCUGUUUGGAAUGUUUUUUUGUUGUUUUUUUGGCAUCUUCUUGGAUCUACAGUGGGAUUAAUCAGUGGAAAAAACAACCCCAGACUACGUGGAUUAAACGGGGAAAAAAGUGGAGGUAGACGUUUGUGGAUUACUGAGGACGACCGGAGACAACUGGUUUGGUAAAUUUAUUCUCUUUGUUCUGAGUGAGUGUUUUUGUAUGUGUGACCUCUUCUGUUCAGGACCAUUCGUCCCCAUGGAGACCUGAACCUGGUCCUAGUGAGUGGAAGUGGUUGAGAUGUGUUGGGCUGCAACUGGCCAUUAUUUUCGUCAGUGAUCAGUGUUUGUCAAACCUGGAAAUGAAGAAGUUCUGAUUUCUCAUGAAAUCGAUUAUCAUCAAAAUUCAGUAAUAGAUGAAUAAGUGAUUAAUGGUUUGUGUGAGUGUGUUUUUGUUCACUGUUUUCUAACGUUCACGUCAGCGUAAAGACUUUUGCUCCUCGGACAAGAACACAAAAAGCUUUUACUCAGUAUUUUUUUACAAAGAACUUUCGUUCUUUGAUACAAAAGUGGGUGGAAAAAUAGAGAAUAAAGUUUAUUUUUUAAAAGAAACAAUUUUCAUUUUCUGAGUCAACGGGAGAAAUAAUUUGGCAUUUGUUUAAAAGUGUGUCAUGUAUACGUGUACGACAUUUAGUUCUAUUUCACCAAAAUAUCUUAUGGUCAUGUGUUGGUUUUGGACUGAAAUUAAAUGAAAGCAGUGUUUUUAA
Solea solea (common sole) is the source of this 4410-nucleotide messenger RNA. RefSeq names its product TATA-box binding protein associated factor, RNA polymerase I subunit C (gene taf1c). The coding region runs from base 379 to 3657 and encodes 1092 amino acids. The record is from RefSeq and is a predicted model, not a curated record. NCBI's taxonomy places the organism in Eukaryota, Metazoa, Chordata, Actinopteri, Pleuronectiformes, Soleidae. The transcript is spliced from 15 exons. Gene Ontology annotation, biological process: transcription by RNA polymerase I. Gene Ontology annotation, molecular function: RNA polymerase I core promoter sequence-specific DNA binding; protein binding. Gene Ontology annotation, cellular component: fibrillar center.